Toxotes jaculatrix (banded archerfish) is the source of this 6258-nucleotide messenger RNA. Its product is annotated as myosin VIIA and Rab interacting protein. Gene Ontology annotation, molecular function: myosin binding; small GTPase binding; actin binding. Lineage: Eukaryota; Metazoa; Chordata; Actinopteri; Toxotidae. The transcript is spliced from 18 exons. Gene Ontology annotation, biological process: intracellular protein transport. Gene Ontology annotation, cellular component: cortical actin cytoskeleton. The record is from RefSeq and is a predicted model, not a curated record. The coding region runs from base 265 to 3378 and encodes 1037 amino acids.
GUGUCCGGGGGACAGACAGGUGUCGCGGAAGUUCACACUUGCGGAGGCGCAUCCCUCCGCGUCUUUUUAUUUUAUUUUUUUUAUUUUUAUUUUUUCAUUAUCUGGGAUAACGUGAAAGAGACUGUAACUGGCGGUCAUCCGGCUCCCACUGAUCCUGUGGUUGUCCCAGCCUCGGCCCCCAGAGCAGCAGCGCCCGUGCCUCUCCUCCUCCUCCCGUCUUGGAACCAGCAGCAGCAGCAGCUCAUUGCGGCGAGGCCAGGAACGAUGGGCCGGAAACUGGACCUGUCGGGCCUGACAGAUGACGAGGCGGAACAUGUCUUGAAGGUGGUCCAGCGGGACAUGAAGCUGAGAAAGAAGGAGGAAGACAGGCUGAGUGAGAUGAAGCAGGAGCUGGCGGAGGAAGGCAGCAGAUGCUCCAUCCUCUCCAAGCAGCACCGCUUCAACGAGCACUGCUGCAUCCGCUGCUGCGCGCCCUUCACCUUCCUGCUCAACCCCAAGCGCCAGUGCCUGGACUGCCAGUACAACGUCUGCAAGACCUGCUGCACCUACAGCAAGAGGGACAAAGCCUGGCUCUGCUCUGCAUGCCAGAAGGGCAGGAUUUUGAGAACGCAGUCCCUGGAAUGGUAUUAUAACAAUGUGAAGAGUCGCUUCAAGAGGUUUGGGAGUGCCAAGGUUUUGAAGACUCUGUACAGAAAGCACAUUAUCGAGAGAGGAGCGCUCUCUGAUCUCCCAGAAAGCAGUGUUCACGAGGGAAGCACCGGCAAUGACAACGAUGGCAGCGUCUGUGGCAGUGACUCCGCCUUCUACAAACAGAGUGAAGGACACAGUAUGGCAGAGACACUCACAGUCGCCUUGCGUGUUGCUGAGGAGGCUAUAGAAGAGGCCAUCGCUAAGGCAGAGGAGUUCGGUGACAGCUUGGAGAAGCAGAAUGAGGCUCGGUAUCUGCGGGACCACAAAGAGGAGCUCAUAGAGGAACUUGCCACAACCAUUGUACAAAAAAUCAUUCAGAGGAGGAAGCGUUCAGAGAUGCAGACAGAGUAUGACUUUGUCUGGCCUCAGCCUCAGUCCUUGAUCCAGCCCAGUGAACUGCCCUCUCCAUCUCAACCUCACACUUCUUCACAAGGACCACAGGACCCCCUCAAGACCUCCUACUCCCUCUGGCGGUCAAGGUCAGCGUUCUCCCUCACCAGUGACGACUCCCCAGAGAAGGGUCCAGAGGAGGAGGGCGCCGGAGCAGGUGGCGGCUUGCAGGAGUACGCUUCUCUGAAGAGGGACGCCAAGGCCACGUCUCUACCCAGCUGGAAGAGUGUUGAUCGCCUGGACAACUCCAGUGCAUCGUCAGUUCUCCAGAGCCCAGACGGUAACUGGAUUGCACUGCACAGUUCUCAGCUGUCUCGGCCCAGCCUGCUAACCAAGAGGAAGAGCCUGGUGUUCAGUGUGUUGGAAAAGGAGUCAGGCGUCGUCUCAGCCUACGACGAGAUGGGAUCUGACUCUGAGGAGGACAAUGAAGGCUGGGGCGCGGCAUUGAGACAGUUCCGGCGCAAGCUGUCCGAUGAGACUUACUACACGGACUCACAGCACGACCCGGAGUGGACGUACACCCAGCACCUUCCCAUUACCUCGCCAUCCUCUGGCCAGUACACCAACACAGAGACUCUCAACUCAGACUCGGAAGCUUCGUCAGUGCUGUCCGCAUGUCCUCGCAAACCACCUCAUAACAUGCUGAGGAAGAAAGGACCACCGGAUACACACCUGCACCCUCAUCACCAACCCCUGUACCACCAACACCUCCACCAGAACCUCUCUCCUUAUCCUCUCCAUUCAGAGGCACUGGAUGUGAACUUUAACCCCAAGGUGAUGGGAGACAGCAGUGAGGCCGAGGAGAGGCAGAGUGACCCUGUCAGGAGGUCACGGAGACGCAGGAAAAGCAAGAGAGAGUCCUCAACGGAGCAAAGCAGGCCUGCAGGCCAGGGCCACACACAGUCCAUAUACCCAAUAGUGCAGGAGAACAGUGGUUUUCUGCUCAAUGCCCUGCUGAAGAGGGGUUUAAGUGAGGAACAGCCAGUGCCAGUGGCCACAGCUGCACUAGACGCCUUCAAAUCAGAUGCCAUGACACCAGAGCCAGAAGACUUGGACACGGUGGCUCCGAAUUCAGCGGCCCUGAGCCCACCCCAGCCCCACUCUCUAGCUCCAGGACCCCAGCAGUCGGCCAGCAGCUCAGGGCCUGGAGACCCUCUGGAAGAGGAACUACGCUCCAGACUCAGCCAGCUGGUCAACCGUGCCAACAGCAAAGACAGCAGCUCAUCUGAAGAGGAGUGCGCGAAGUGGCCUGUGGACAAACAGACAGAUAAAGAAAGUGACAGACAGAGAGAGAAGACAAGGCCGAAAGACACGGAAAGAGAACGGCACAGGGCAAGUGACAGAUUAAGAGAGAAAGCAAGUGAAACAGUGGAACAAGUGAAUGGACAAGAGGUGAAAAGAAGUGAGAGACUAAUAAAGAGUCCCUCGGUGAGAGAAGAAGGUAGACUUAGGGAGAGGAGGUUAGAGAAAGGAGCACAAAGCUUGGAAGCAAAAGUAGAUGACCAGGAACAAACAAGAGGAAACAAAAGAGACCCAAAUAGACAAAGUAAGAGGCAACAUAAAAGAGAUGUGGAGAGAGAGGUCGGACAGAAAGGAGGAGGAGGAAGGAGAAGUGGAUCAAGCGCAAGUUCACCUGCUAUUACACCCUCUUCCCAGGAGGGUGUGCUGUCAGACAACCAGGAGGGACACAAUGACUUGGAGCAACAGCAGAGGCUUCAGUUGCUCUCCUCUCUCUUACAGCAGCAGAAGUACUCGGCGGCCUCUCUCUGCAGCAUCACUACAGAGGUGCUGAAGGUUUUGAAUGCCACAGAGGAGCUGAUCGGCGAGGCGGGAGGUGAGAGCUACACCCCAUCUGAGUCCAUGAGCGCUUCUCCCAUCUCCAGCAGCUCUGAGACCCGCAAGCUGGACCAGAGGCUGACCAAGAUGGAGGAGAAUGUGUAUCUGGCUGCUGGUGCUGUGUACGGCCUUGAGGGGGCGCUGGGGGACCUAGAGCAGUGUGCUCGCAGUAUUAGCAGCGGCACCACAGACACAGAGCUGGCCUUCCUGGAGGACCAGGUGGCCACUGCAGCCGCUCAGGUCCAGCAGUCUGAACUACAGAUCUCAAACAUUGAGGCCAGGAUAUCAGCUCUGAAAACAGCUGGGUUGAACGUGACUGUCUGCAAUCGCUUCUCCAAGUAUAAGCCAAAGGCUAAGCCGCAAACUCUGGACUCAUCACGCCAUCAAAGGAGGAAGCUUCCAGCACCUCCACCGAAAGAAAAGUUGGAGCCAGAGCAGCAGGUGAAAGUGUUUCGGCCAUAGUGACAGUCAGCAGCACAAGAAGUCCCUCAGGGCCACUUCAGGAGCCCCCAGGGACAGGGGCCGUUCUCAUCCAGUGCCUUGACCCAGUGUCCGUGUCCAGCUCCAAGCAGAGCAGGGACCAACACCCGCCCUGUGUGACCCACCAAGCACUCAGCCCUGAGCCAGGCACUGUACUGCAUCAGUCAAACACCUCACAGAAGACAUGACUGGCUCCACCCCUUUUUCCACUCUGUCCUCUGUUUUCUCGUCAUCACCACACACUUAACACGUCAAGCAAGGAUGACUCGACAGUCGGUAUCUCUGCCUUAAAAUCUGCAAACACUCCUCAUGACCCAACUCCAAAAGAAUAUCUGUACAGAAAAAGAAAAACUCUCAUUUCCUUUUUCUAUCUGUUUGCAAGAGUAUUUGUGGUUUAACGUACAAUGAAGAUGUGGAAAAAUCAUGUGAACCUUUCUGUGAUUCAGUGUCCCAAAAAGAGGCUGAGCCCUGUUUUAUACUGCAUCUUCUUUCUCACCAAAUGAAAUGUCAUGAGGAAUUUUAGCAUACUGUAAGCCCCUUCAGAGCUUUUUUUUGGAUGAUUGUCAGUUUUCAUCACACACACACUCAGCUAUCAGAUGGUAAUCCUCAUUCUGGGGAUGAUUGUAACAUUGACAUAUUAACCAUUUAAAAGAUUAAUGCACUUACCAGAAAAUGGUGUUUAAAGGUACAAAGUAUCAGGACUGAAGUGUUUUUGUCGUUUCCUGCCACUGAAAUUGCUAGAUGGCAGUAAACGAACGCAAAGCACACUUGAGAGAUAUGUCGCUCCCUACCACUCUUUGUACUCUAAAUAUAAAGAAAGUACUGUAUAGCCAGCUGCUGGUUACUUUAGCUUAGCAUAAAGAUGGAAAACAGGAGGAAACAGGUAGCCUAAACCCUAAAGUUGUGGGUCAAACAGCUAAACAGUUUGCUGAAACUUGCUAUAAAGCUCCAUAAAGUCAAGGGAAGCUGCAGAUUUGGGUCAUAAUGCUCUGAAGAUUCAUCCUUACAAGUGAUACCUUUUGCAUUAUCACAUUAUUUCCACAUUGUCAUUUCAUACAUUAUUAGAACAUUAUCAAUUAUAGGCUCUUUAAACCAUACUAAAAGGCAGAUCAUGUAUACUUUUGGGCAGGGCCAGGCUAACCGUUUCCCUCUGAUUUCAGUCUUUAAACUAAGCUAAGAUAACUGGAUUCUGGCAUUAGCUUUUAUUUAGUGUACAGACAUGAGAGUGGCAGUGGUUUUAUCAAUUAACUCUCAUCAAGAAAGCAAAUUAAUGUAUUUCUCAAAAUGUCAAACUAUUCCUUAAAUAAAUUCCAACUGUAACAGUGUUUUUUCUGAGGAAGUGAAAAAAGAAAAUAUUGGUAAGACCUGAUCAGUAGACACACUCGUACACUAGAGCCUUAAUGUGGAAGCUUUUAUGAAAUGAGAUCAAAUAAGGUUUGAAAGAGCCUGAAUGUCAAACCCAUAUCGAGCUCAGCAUAAACCUCUGUAGGUCUGGCAUUCAGCUGAGAUCUGCAAAUGUUCUCAUUUUUAUAUAUUUAUAUUUUUAAUGCAGUAUUCUUCAACCCAAAGUCACUUUCUUCACCUUCGUCAUUUUCUUCCUUUACUUGUGGCCUUUUGUUUGAACAAAAACAAAGUAUCUUCAUGUUUUCCCCUUCUCUGGGUCAUGUCCUAGCUUUUGUGUUGCAUUCAGAAAAUCUUGUAAAGAUUUUUACAUAAUGAAGUCUGAGGGGCGAUAUAACAAAUGCCAUGAAACCAUGAUUUUGUUACAAGCAAUUUAUUUUUGUACUUACAGAACGUUUUUAUGCAAUACCACUGAAAUAAGUACUAUUGCAAAUUAAAGGCUUUAUUCUCUCCUCAGAGGAGCCCUCCUCAGUCAGUCCUAUUAUGUGUGAUGACUCAAAGUGCUUUCAGUGUGUCUGCAUUUACCAUUUGAUAUUCCGCCAGUAAUGACGAUGGUAAAUGCUACAAAAACACGGGUGACAACAGGCAUUUUAGGAGCGGCUAGUACGAUUCAUACUGUGUUUGUACUUCUUAAACACUAGAUUUGAGAAUACUGCCUUACUUUUUUUUUCUUUCACUUUUAAUCUGUGUCAACUCACAUUAGUUUAGAAUAUCAGUUAGCCAUGCACACAGUCGUCAAAGUUUUUGGCUACAGCUUAAAAGCAGGGUUGGAUUUCCUGCUGGACUGCUUGAACUAAAAAAAAGUGUGAUGAUCUUCUGUUUGAAUGCUCCGUCCCUUCUAUUAGUGAUCUUUUCAUCCCAGCCUUUCACAUCUCUGGUUUGGCACAUUGAUCCUGUACUUUUGUCAAUCUUGUUCUCUGGAGAGUGUCGAUGUAUAAAAAGCAUGUUUCUGGUUUUAUCAAAUUGAUGUAAAAUUUCCCAUGAGAAGCACAGCCACAAGGGUCCAAUCAUCGGUGUCCUGUAUUUUUCUAAUGUAAAAAAAAUAUAUAUAUAUACUAUCUCAUCACAGAAUUUGUUAAUAUAUGUAUAUGUGUGAAAAGAUGGAUAUGAUAUAGAAUAAUGUGUGUAUUGCCCAAUCAUAGUUGACCAAUCUUUCAGUGUUGUGUGCAAGAGACUGUGUAUAACUGUCAUGACUUGUAAGGCUGGAUUCACACAGGAAGUCUAAUUUUCUACUGUAACUGUGUCCCAGAUGCUCAAUAAUGAGAUUCACACAGCUAAAAAAAACAAAACAAAAAACAAUAUUACUUUUGUUCCUGUUUAUAUCCAGUGUGAAUGACUAUGAAGAGGUUCGCUGUGCACAGCUCCACAGGCGGGGCCGUUCACUUUUCUGUGCAAUCGUUUGUUGCAAUCCAUAUGACAUGUUGGGGAAAAUAUUAACGUGCAAAAAAUACAGAUUCUCUA